Culicoides brevitarsis is the source of this 647-nucleotide messenger RNA. RefSeq lists its product as uncharacterized. Lineage: Eukaryota; Metazoa; Arthropoda; Insecta; Diptera; Ceratopogonidae. The record is from RefSeq and is a predicted model, not a curated record. Gene Ontology annotation, cellular component: BORC complex. The transcript is spliced from 2 exons. Bases 81 to 398 code for a protein of 105 amino acids.
GUUGUUGAUCUGUCAAAAAAUCAAAACAAACAAGAAACGAAGGAAUUUUCAUAAUUUUCAUCACUUUUCUACAUUUUAAAAUGACUUCUACCUCUUCUACUUCUGCAAAAUUGUUGUUCCAAGACAGUAAAAAGCGUCUGGCUGAUCGGAUAGCGGUGAAUUUGAACAAUGCGGGCUCUGUGGCACGACAAGUGUUUCGAGGAUCAAAAUCAAGUGAAAUCCUGAUGCAAACAGCAAAAUCCUUCGCACAAAUGGAAUCCACAAUGGACAACACAUCACAAACACUGAAAAAAAUGGAAGCCAUCCACCAACAGCUCGGAUAUCAAUAUGAAGCCAUGAACGACGCUUGCAACCAUUUAGAUUUCGUAAAAGAACAGGUCGGCGCAAUGCAAAGAUGAAAUUCGGCCUCUUCUGAGGAAAAACCUUCAAAAUGAUUCCCUAUGAAAAAUUGAUAUUAGAAAAAAAUUGAAGCCAAAUGAUCAAAAAAACGAGAAAAAAAUUCAUUUAAUUUUUCUUUAUUUUCAUAAUCGAUUGAAUUAAAUUUAUUAAUUUGAAUGAUAAAGUCAAAGUUAUUUUUUUUUGUGUUUGAAUUAUAUUUAAUAAUUAAUUAUUAUUAUUAAUUAAAACUAUUUUUUAUUACAUUAGAA